Molecule: messenger RNA, 1157 nt
Organism: Dermatophagoides pteronyssinus (European house dust mite)
Lineage: Eukaryota; Metazoa; Arthropoda; Arachnida; Sarcoptiformes; Pyroglyphidae
Product: endoribonuclease LACTB2
Cellular component (GO): mitochondrial matrix
Molecular function (GO): single-stranded RNA binding; RNA endonuclease activity
Source: RefSeq, a predicted model, not a curated record
AAAGUGUAUUUAAUGAUUCUCAAAUGAUAACAUUUAAUUCGGAAAACAUUAAUUUUUCACUACAGUUCAAAAGUUCACUUGUACUCGAUUCAAUAUAAAUGUUGUUGAUGAUCAAAAUAACUGAAUGGCAAUAAACGUGUUCAAAUAUUGAUGACGAAAUGACUGCUGUGAUACCGAAAAUUAGUAGAUUAUCACGGCGUGUUAUACGUGUUUUGGGCUGUAAUCCUGGACAUUUUACAUUGCAAGGAACAAAUACCUACAUAAUUGGAACUGGACGUGAUCGUUUAUUAAUCGAUUGUGGUGAACCAGAAAUUCCCGAAUAUAUACAGGUGCUCAAAAAUGUUGUCAAAGAGAAUAAUAUAUCGUUGACAAAAAUUUUGCUCACACAUUGGCAUCCAGAUCAUGUUGGUGGUACAAAAGCUGUACUAGAUAAAGUUGCUCAUAAAGAAUGUAAAGUUUUUAAAUAUCCAAAUCCUGAUGAUGAUGAUGCUAUCACCAAAGGUAAAUAUGAGCUCAAUUAUUUGGACGAUGAAGAUGAAAUUCAUGUGGAAGGUGCAUCGCUCAAAGUAUAUUUUACACCUGGCCAUGCUAAAGAUCAUUUAGUUAUAUUUCUCAAAGAAGAAAACAAUCUAUUUUCCGGUGAUAAUGUACUUGGUGAAGGUUCAGCAGUGUUUGAAGAUUUAACUAGUUAUAUACAUUCAUUACGUAAAAUUUCCUCAUUAGAAGCAAAUAAAAUUUAUCCAUCACAUGGUCCAGUUGUAAAUGAUCCGAAAAAGAAAGUCGAUGAAUAUAUUGAAAAUCGUAUGCGAAAAGAAGCACAAAUUUUGGAUGUAUUAAGUCGAACAUCCGAACGUUUUGUUUCGAUUGAUGAAAUUGUUAAAAUAACUUAUCCAAAUCUAAAAGCUGGUCUAAUAUUUGGUGCUCAAUGGAAUGUGCUCAAUCAUUUGGAAAAAUUGUUUAAAGAAAAUCGUGUAGAAAAACAAGAAGCAGAUGAUGAUAUUGUUAAAUUUCGUUUAAAAAUUUAAAUAUUGUUUGUUUUAAAAACUAUAUUUUAUUUAAAUUAAUUUUUUUUCUUUUGCAACAACAAAAAAAAAUAGAUAAAUAAUGUUAAAAAAAUGAUAACAGAAAGACAAAUAAAAUGAUUAAAAUAAACAAAA